Molecule: messenger RNA, 3913 nt
Organism: Prunus avium (sweet cherry)
Lineage: Eukaryota; Viridiplantae; Streptophyta; Magnoliopsida; Rosales; Rosaceae
Source: RefSeq, a predicted model, not a curated record
AUAUUGAUGAGUGCAAGGAUUCGAACCCCUGCAGUAUUGGAACGUGCAUAAAUUUAUCUGGAGAUUAUUCUUGUAAAUGUCCCAAAGGGUACAAAAACGAUGACAAGAAUCAAAAGAGUUGCAUCAAACACAAUCCCAGCAAUCGAUGGAAGAUCAUUCUCCUGCCUGUUAUUUCAUUGGGUGUCUGUGCAGGCCUCUUGGUUUUACUAAUUGGAAUUUCAUGGAUAUAUUGGGGAAUGCAUAGAAGAAAGAUCAUGAAACUCAAAGAAAAAUACUUUAAAGAAAAUGGUGGUUUAUUGUUACAACAACAACUUGCUAUUCAACGAAGCUCCAUGGAGGUAACAAAAAUCUUUACGGCAGAAGAACUUGAGAAGGCCACAAACAAUUACCAUGAAAGUCGAGUCCUUGGUGAAGGAGGAUAUGGAACGGUUUACAAAGGAGUAUUACCAGAUAACAAAGUGGUUGCCAUAAAGAAGUCAAAAAUUGGUGUCUCAACUCAGAAGGAGCAGUUUGUUAAUGAGAUGGUUGUUCUUUCUCAAAUCAACCAUAGAAAUGUGGUGAGGCUAUUGGGUUGCUGUUUAGAGACACCAGUACCUUUACUAGUUUACGAAUUCAUCACCAAUGGCACUCUUUUUGAGCACAUUCAUAAUACAAAGGACAAGGGAUCACCACUUUCAUGGGAAUUACGAUUGAAGAUAGCAGCAGAAACUGCAGGAGCACUAGCAUACUUGCACUCCUCUACUUCCAUGCCAAUCAUACACAGAGAUGUGAAAACAACUAACAUACUAUUAGAUGGGAAUUACAGAACAAAAGUGUCAGACUUUGGAGCUUCAAAAUUGAUUCCUCUGGAUCAAACUCAACUAACAACUUUAGUACAAGGGACACUCGGAUACUUAGACCCUGAGUACUUCUGUUCAAGUCAACUAACAGAAAGGAGUGACGUUUACAGCUUUGGAGUUGUCCUUAUGGAGCUACUAACGAGCAAAGUGGCACUUUCUUUUGACAGGCCAGAGAAAGAGAGAAACCUAGCGAGCUUCUUUGUUUGGUCAAUGGAGGUGGAUCGCUUGAAUCAAAUUCUUGAUGAUGAAAUAGUCAAGGAGGGAAAUAUUGAGACACUAAGAAAUGCGGCCGAUCUCGCAAGAAGGUGUGUAAGGUUAAAAGGGGAGGAUAGGCCUACCAUGAAGGAAGUAGCAAUGGAGCUAGAGGGAAUGAGAAUUAUGGCAAAGCAUCCAUGGGGGAAAGCUGAUUGUCCAGAGGAGACCGAGUACUUGCUUGGGUCAGGUAAGUCAGACGCUUAUGUUGUGGAUGUUACAGCUGAUUGUGGUCAUCCUAGUGCCAAGCCAAACUGCCCAGACAGGUGUGGCGAUCUCACAAUUCCAUACCCCUUUGGGGUCAACGAAGAUUGUUACAUGGGAAGUGACUAUUUCAUCAACUGCGCGCCGAAUGGAACUGCAUUUUUGAGGAACAGUAACAUCCGCGUUACCAACAUAUCAGUUGACCUCGGGGAGAUCCAAAUCCAGCAGUAUCUGACCUACGAUUGUUAUACCGAAGAGGGUGAACACCGCUACAACAUCCCGGAGUUGUGGUUGACUCCGCCUUACACCAUCUCGGGUGCCAAAAACAAGUUCAUGGCCGUUGGCUGUGACACUUAUGCAGAGUUUCAAGGUUACCGCCCGAACCAAAACCUGCCCUUCAUUGCUGGGUGCAUGUCCCAGUGUCUCGGCCUCGACAGCGUUGAUGAGAACUCUUGCUCCGGAAUUGGGUGUUGCCAGACCUCCAUACCCGACGGACUCAAAAACCGUACUGUGUAUUUGAAGAGCUAUAACAAUCAUACCUAUGUGAUGGAUUUUAACCCCUGCAGCUACGCUUUCAUUGUGCAAGAAGGCCAGUUCAACUUCUCUGGUAAUGCAAGCUUCCAACAACUGGCGAACGUAAGCGAGCUUCCCAUGGUCCUUAAUUGGGACAUUGGGGACGAAUCAUGUGAUGUUGUAGCUGAAAAGAAGAAUUCUUCUUGCAUGGCACAUACCAAGUGUGUCAACCGGACCAUCGGCAACCAGGCCCCCUCUGGUUACAUUUGCCAGUGCUUGCCAGGUUACUACGGCAACCCAUACCACCCAGAUGGUUGCCUAGAUGUUGACGAGUGCAAGGACUCAAACCCUUGCGAUAUUGGAACGUGCGUGAAUAAACCUGGAGAUUACACUUGUAAAUGUCCCAAAGGGUACAAGAAUACUGAAGAUCUGAAGAAAUGCAUCAAGAAAAACACCAACACUCCCAUAAAAGUUGCAAUGGGAGUCAUUGCGGCCUUCUUUGUUCUACUGGUUGUAUUUUUUUUCCUAUACUGCGCAAUGAAGAGGAGACAGUUCAAGAAACAACAAGACAAGUUCUUUAAACAAAAUGGUGGCUUAUUUUUACGACAACAGUUGGCGAGUUACAAUGGAUCCGUCGAGGCAGCCAAAAUCUUUACUGAAGCAGAACUGGAGAAGGCCACAAACAAUUACAAUGAAGAGAGAAAAAUUGGUGAAGGUGGCUAUGGAGUAGUUUACAGUGGAAAUUUGUCUGCAGAUCAUCAUAACAAAGUGGUCGCCAUAAAAAAGUCCAAAGUUAAUAACCCAAUAGCUGAGACUCAGAGUCUAGAGUUUGUUAACGAGGUGAUUGUUCUUUCCCAAAUCCACCAUAAAAAUGUUGUGAGGCUCCUUGGCUGUUGUUUAGAGACUCAAACGCCUAUACUGGUUUACGAGUACAUUUCCCAUGGCACUCUUCAUGAUCACAUCCAUAGAAAAGACAACAAAUACCCACGACUUCCAUUGGACUUGCGGUUGAAGAUAGCAGCAGAUACUGCAGAAGCACUCUCAUACUUGCACCACUACACUGAGCCCCCAAUCAUACACCGAGAUGUUAAAGCAAUGAACAUACUACUAGACCACAAGUACACCGCAAAAGUUGCGGACUUUGGAGCUUCAAAAUUGGUUCCGGAUCAAGAUGAAGGAAAACUAUCAACUUUGGUGCAAGGGACACUCGGACACUUGAACCCUAAAUAUCUUCAGUCCCACAUACUACCAGAAAAGAGUGAUGUGUAUAGCUUCGGAGUUGUCCUGGUGGAGCUAAUCACAAGCCAAAAGGCACUAUCCUCAAACAAAAAGUCGGAGGUUGACAGAAACCUAGCAAACGCUUUUGUUCACGCAAUGAAGGAGAGCCGCUUGAAUGAAAUUCUUGAUGCUGAAAUCGCCAAGGAAGGAGAAGGGUUUGAGAAAGUCGUAGAAACAGUGGCAGAUCUGGCAAAUAGAUGUUUAAGGUUAAGAGGGGAGGAAAGGCCGUCGAUGAAAGAAGUAGCCAUGGAGCUGGAAGGAAUGAGAAUUAUGGCAAAGCAUCCACGGGGGAAAGCUGAUCCAGAAGAGACCGAGUACUUGCUUGGGUCAGCUAAGUCAGAUGCUUAUCGUGUGGAUGUUACAGCUGAUUGUGGUCAUCCUAGUGGUACAAAUAGUGGAUAUGACAGCAUGCAAAUCCAGAUGUUAAUGUCAUAUGGUGAUGGGCGAUAAUCAGAGGCGGACGCACGUUGGGACAAGAGGGGUCUAACGACCCCUUGGAAUACCUGAAAUUUGGCUAUGGACUCCAUGGACGACCCCUUGGACAGCUGCGGAGCGACCCCUUCUGUUCACACCAGGUGCUUGACGAAAGUCCCAGCCUGUCUGUGUCUUGUGUUGGUCUGCCAUGGAAUCAAUAGACCAUUUGUUUUCGAUUGUGCACUGAUGCAAAAGCCAAACCAACUUUCGUGCUGCUCUUGUUUGUGAAACAAUGGAAGAAAGUCUCUUCGUUUAGUUAGCAGUGAGGGAGUGGCGAGGGAGGCUGGGAAGAAAUAAACAGAGAGAGAAAGAAAGGAUAAAAAAAAAAGAGGGGUUGGCUGGAAGAAGAAGGA